AUGGCGCUCUGCGCCAAUCCUGAGCGGGUGGCGAUCCAGGAGAAGCUGCCGGAGCCGCCUACGGGCGAUGCUGAGAGCCAGGGGUGGCCGGAGGCGCCGAGGCCAGCGCCAGCCCCCGAGCCGAGCACGCCCGAGCCGAGUGCACCGGCGGAGCCGGGGCUGGCAAGCGCGGCGGCGGAGACGGGGCCGACGGACGCGGUGGCAGAGUCAGGGCCGACGGACGCGGUGGCAGAGACGGGGCCGACGGACAUGACGGCGGAGCCGGAGCCAGCGGAUGCGGCAGCGGAGCUGGGGCCGGCGGAUGCGGCGGUCGAGAAGGGGCCGGCGGAUGCGGCGGCCGAGACAGAGACGCAGCUGCCGCCCGAGCGUCCGGUGCCGUCUGAGCCCGCCCCAAGCACGCAGAGCGCAUGGUAG
Molecule: messenger RNA, 414 nt
Organism: Phragmites australis (common reed)
Lineage: Eukaryota; Viridiplantae; Streptophyta; Magnoliopsida; Poales; Poaceae
Product: predicted GPI-anchored protein 58
Exons: 2
Coding region: 1-414 (137 amino acids)
Source: RefSeq, a predicted model, not a curated record